UUCAGGAAUAUUUGGAAGGAUAUUCUGAAUUUUGGUCAAUUGCAGUUCCUAGAAUUGUGCAUGGAAACACUGAAAUUUUGCAUCAUCUAAUAAAUAAAUAUCAGGAAGGAGUUGAAUGGAUGGCUAGUUUAAAAAGCAGAUGCAUAAAUGGAAGCACAUUAAUACAUGCAGCAGCUUAUUUUGGAGAAAAAGAAAUUGUAAAGAGACUCUUGGAACUUCAGACAAAUGUAAACCUGUUGGACUAUAAAGGAGCCACACCAUUGCACAGAGCCAGAGAUCCAGAAACCAUGAAGGUUCUUUUAGAUCAUGGAGCAGAAGUAAACUGCAGAGAUGCAGAUGGCAAUACUCCAGUCCACGUUAUAUGCUACGGGGAGGCUCAAAAGCCCACACAACUUGAUUGUUUAAAACUUUUGCUGUCCACUGGAGUUAAGAUAGAAAAAUCAAAUAACAAAGGUCUUCUUCCAAUCCACUGUGCGGUAAUGCAAGGACGACAAGAUGCCAUUGAUCUUCUUCUUCAGUGUGACAUUGAUGGACAGCUCAGAAGAAAACUAGAGUGCAUGUCAAAAACAGAUUCCCCAAGCCUCCUUUACUUGGCAGUUGCGAAUGGACAUUUAACAUGUGCAGACUGGUUGGCUACAAGAAGGUUUACUUUCAAACCUGCAGAACAAGAAGAAUUGCUAUAUGAACUCUUUCAGGAAGACACUGCUAUACAGGAAAAGACCAAAAGUCUGGAGUUUCUGAUUAAAAGCGGAACGAACAUUAACACGGUUUAUGAAGGUGGAAACAGUGUUUUGCAUCUUGCUGCUCUUAAAUCUGAUUUGAUUGAGAUGUUAGUGAUAUUGUUAAAAGCAGGAGCUGAAGUCAACAAAUGCAACAAUGAACGGCACACCCCACUAUUUUAUGCUGUGCAAAUAUCAAAUCUUCAUGGAGCAGAUCUUCUCCUCCGGAAUGUUUCUCGAGGACUGUUUGGAGCUAAAACAGCAGGACAUAAAAAUACCAAACUCGAAACUUAA
Messenger RNA from Polypterus senegalus (gray bichir), 1013 nucleotides. Its product is annotated as serine/threonine-protein phosphatase 6 regulatory ankyrin repeat subunit B-like. Bases 120 to 1013 code for a protein of 297 amino acids. Gene Ontology annotation, molecular function: protein binding. The record is from RefSeq and is a predicted model, not a curated record. NCBI's taxonomy places the organism in Eukaryota, Metazoa, Chordata, Cladistia, Polypteriformes, Polypteridae. The transcript is spliced from 10 exons.